UGAAUUACUUUUUGGAUAUUUUACCAAUAUGUUUGUGCUGUUUAACACGUAGUUGUGAUAUUGUCUGCAGACGUGGACGAGUGUCGGGGGUCUCCGUGCUCCGACGGUCGCUGUGAAAACACACCUGGAAGCUACCACUGUGUCUGUCGCCAUGGUUACAAGCUGCAGAACAACACCUGCACAGAUGUAGAUGAGUGUGCAGAGCCGUCUCAGUGUCCUGGUCAGAUGUGUGUGAACGCUGUGGGGUCGUACCGCUGUAUGUCCUGUCGACCAGGUUACACACUCACCAACAGACAGUGUAUAGACGUGGACGAGUGUGAGGACAGAGAGUCGUGUCCCGGUCAGCAGUGUGUGAACUCUGAAGGAUCUUACAGCUGUGUGGACUGUCAGAGGGGACACCACAGUGUGAACGGACUGUGUGCAGAUGUGGACGAGUGUGUGCAGGGCUCUCAGUGUCCUGGUCAGCAGUGUGUGAACACUGUGGGGUCGUACCGCUGUGUGUCCUGCCAGCCUGGAUACGGCAGCAGGGACGGCUCCUGUCAAGGUAACGCACACACGCAGAUUAUUACGCUAAAGAUUGUUAUGCUUAAGAUUGUUAUGCUUAAGAUUGUUAUGCUUAAGAUUGUUAUGCUUAAGAUUGUUAUGCUUAAGAUUGUUACGCUAAAGAUUGUUAUGCUUAAGAUUGUUACGCUAAAGAUUGUUACGCUAAAGAUUGUUACGCUUAAGAUUGUUACGCUAAAGAUUGUUACGCUAAAGAUUGUUAC
Anarrhichthys ocellatus (wolf-eel) is the source of this 764-nucleotide messenger RNA. Its product is annotated as latent-transforming growth factor beta-binding protein 2-like. NCBI's taxonomy places the organism in Eukaryota, Metazoa, Chordata, Actinopteri, Perciformes, Anarhichadidae. The annotation marks the transcript as partial. Gene Ontology annotation, molecular function: calcium ion binding. The record is from RefSeq and is a predicted model, not a curated record. The transcript is spliced from 4 exons.